AUGGCUGCUGUUUACUCCUUUCAGGAGGGCAGCGUGCAAAUAUGCGUUGAAAAUCUUUCACCGGAACACUGCACUGAUCCGGUACCCGAGUGUAGAGCAGAAUCAAACAGCGGGGAUAAGGUAUUAACUAAAGAGAAUGGUGAUGAGGGAGAGGGUUCGAGCAGCAGUGCUUGUGCACCAGAGGCCCGGGAGCAUGCGCAGGCGGCUGCAGUAUGCUCUUUAUUAUCACCGAUUCAAAUCAAAGAAGAGCCGAUUGAGGAGAAUGAAUAUGUGACUGUGCAUGUGGAUAAAGGCGAGGAGGAGGAUUCAGGAGAGACCGACAGGAGCUCGGAUGUAAGCGGCAGAGAUGACAGCACUGAUGGUAACUGGCCAUUUCCUCAUGAAGAAAGCAAAAAGGCCAUUAAGAAUAAAAAGUGUUAUGUGGAUCAUCGUCAGAAAAACACUCAUGAUGGCCCCAUUGUCUGUCUGGACACAGAUUCGCAGUGGGAUAAUCUGCUCGUCUCUACAGAUGGAGAUCGCAAAAUGUUUUGCUGUGCAAUAUGUGGUCGUGAAUUUUCCAGCUCGAGAGGGUUUUCUAACCACCAGCUUAAGCAUCGCAAUGAAGGCAAUAAUCAGAAGCGGGUUGUAGAUUCUGGUGAGAGCCCUGCAAAGCAGAAGAUUUUUGAGUGCAGUGACUGUGGUAAGACAUAUGGAUGGAUUGGCCAUUUGCUUAACCAUCAGCGUUCACACAAGCAAGCUUCAAAGUCUGUUUUUCAUGAUCUGGCCGAUUUAAAGAAAAAGUCUUUUCAGUGCCCCACCUGUGGUCGAUGUUACUCUCGUGCCUCCGCGCUCGAUGCCCAUCGGCAUUGCCAUGAGGUAAAGCUUGUUAAGUCAAAAAACAGUAAAGCUGACAAACCUUCCACAGUUGAUGUUACCGUUAAAAUUGAAGACACAGCUGUCCCACUUUCUGAACAAGCAGAGGAGCCCCAGAAAAAGCCAUUUGAGUGCAUGUGUGGCAAAUUUUUCCGUACCAUGGGUGGCGUUGCUUCACACCAAAGAUUCUGUUCAGCCAACCCGGCCAACAUGCAACCCAAGCCUUUGUUCGAUUGCACAGAAUGUGGGAAGAGAUUUGACAGCGCUCAUGCUCUAGCAUGUCAUGACCGAUGGCAUAAAAGGAAUGGAAAGGAGUUUAAAUGUAAGCAUUGUGGGAAAUGUUUCACCUCCCAAACAUCAUGCAGUAAGCACCAGAAAUCAGCUCACAGUCAAGAGAUACCUGCCAAGAGUUUUCUCCACCAAGUCCAUCAGCUCCAAAAGAAGUCCUUUGAAUGUCAGGAAUGUGGCUGUCGGUUUUCACGGGCCUCUGCUUUGCAAUCACAUCGGCUCUGUCAUAUUGAUGUUUUUAAGGAGAUUUUGCAUGGCGGCUCCAAAGCAGCCUCCACCGGCCAAUCAGUCAGGUCAGAUCAGUGGGACCAGGACAGUUCUUCCGAUAGUAGUGCUUCAUCGGAUUCUAGAAGCACCGUGAGAAGGUAUCGUUCGAGGAAAAAGUUUUCCUGUGAUACAGCAGGCACAAAACCUAAAUUCGUCAUUGAAGCAGCAUCUGAGAGGAAUCAAAAUGCUGAACUUGAAUUGGAGUGUGAAUCAGACCAAGCAGAAAAAGACUUGAGCCAAGAUGCCAGGUCGUCUCAGCCAGCACACUCGGACUUGGAUGUAAGAAUUGUAGAGAUAGACUACAAUGGGUUAAAGGAAGGAAUGGUGGAAACAGAAAUGGACCAGAGUCAUCCUCAAAACUCCAUAAAACAUGUGUGCCCAGUUUGUAAACGCACAUUCGCUAAGGAAGUUUCCCUGCGCUGUCACAUGCUGUGGCAUAAAGGAACAUUUGGAAAGAGAACUGGUUUCGGGAGAAAAGUUCGCAUUCUGAAUCCCAGCAGAAAGGUUACACUGACCUGUAAGAUUUGUGGGCAUGAAAGCUUUAGCAAGAGCGAUUAUUAUUUCCAUCUUGGAAAACAUGAAGACCGUAAACCUUACAAGUCCAUCACGUAUCAGCUUGAAAAUCUGCAGAAGAACAGCUUCCAAUGUGAAGAAUGUGGAAUGCAAUUCUCUCGUCUCUCUGCUCUGCGUUCUCACCAGCAGCUUCACAAUGUGAAAAAACCCUACGAAUGCCUGCAGUGUGACAAAAGCUAUUCAAACCCCACUACUCUUCAAAACCAUCAGAGAUUUUGCACAGGCAAGAAAUACGGUUCUGGAGAAGAUAAAAAGAUGGAGCAUUUUGAUCCAAGUAAAACACUUUUAGGCCCCAAAGUUCAUCACUGUAAAAAAUGCGGGAAAGGAUUCUGGUCUGUAGGAGCCUUUAUUCAUCAUAAACAGUAUCACCCACAGUGUGCAGACGCUACUUCAAAGAGUUCUACACAAUCUGAAAAUGGACCAGUGAAACACAAGUCCAAAGCUCGGAAGAAAGGAAUGCCGCGCACACGCAGAGGCCAUUACAACAUCUCUUCAAGAACGUUGUAUAAAUGCGAGGUUUGUGAUAAAUCGUACCGAGUUGUAGCCUGCCUUCUUAAACAUCAGCUUAGUCACAAAGCUACAGCUCCCGCAAAGUCCUUCAACAAUCAGCUAGAAGAUUUAAAAACGAAUUCAUAUAGUUGUCCUCACUGUGGCAAACUUUUUUCUCGUGCAAUGGCACUUCAGUUCCAUAUGAAAAGCCACGGCUAUGAAACCGGCCUCGCAAAACAGAAGUCUGCUCGUGGACCUCAGUGCCAGGCCUGUCUAGUUAUAUUCACUUCUGAGUCGGCAUUACAGAUUCAUCAGAAGCACUGCCCGAAACUAGAGAAGAAUACCACAGAACGGCCGCUCAUGAGGACUCACGAGGAUCAUGACGCACCCCAAGGAAAUACAGAUGUUGAAAUGCGGCCGAUUAAGUCUGUCUAUGAUGUUUCGUCUGAUUUAAGUGGCAAAAGCUUUUCGGCUGUUGAACCCCUUAAUUCCCACCAAGCGACCAACUCCAAAGACGCACAACCUGAAGUGGUAGGUGAACCUGUCACAGAACUCAAAGACAAACCAGGUGACGGUCAGUUUUACUGUCCAGAAUGUGGCAGGAAGUUUACCACAAAUUCAGCUCUCGGUACACACAGGCGAUGGCACAAGGACAAAAAAUUGGCCAGAUUUCUAUUAAAAAGCAGUAGAAUUUUUAAGAAGAGCGUAGAAGACAAUGGACCUUUUUUAUGUAACUUAUGCGGAAAGGGAUUCUUCUAUCUAUGUGUUCUCCGCAGACACCAGAAAAAUCAUCCACCCCUUGAGAACAAGCCUGAUGCAGAACCUACAACAAAAACAAUCGAAGUUAAGAGUAUUUCACCAAAGGAUAAAUUAAUCUGUUCAGCCUGCGACAAGUCUUUCUCUAGCGCUUCACUUCUGGGGUCCCAUUUUUCCCUUUAUCAUUCCGAGCCAUCGGAAAUUGCUGGCGCUACAGAACAGGAGUCUCCUCUUAGUAGAAGAGUGGCUGAUCAGCUUACUGAACCCACAAGUCCAAACACAGUUGAGACCGAAACAGCUGGCAGAGACGAGCCCAAUGUAAAGAACGUCCUAAAUUCUAAUGAACUUCAUUUAAACAAAUUGGAGAUGCACAAGAGAGGCAGAGGAAGGCCACCAGCAAGUGCAAAUGGUGGCCUAAAACCCUUUCCUUGCUCGGCAUGUGACAAGCGCUAUAACUCUCUCGCAUCCCUUCAGCACCAUAGACGCUCAUGCCCUGCAAAUAAUAAGGCUCAAAAACCACAAACGGUGGAGGAGCUUCCAUCCCCUACAAAGUGCAUCUUUAAAUGUGAUCGCUGUGGCAAAGCAUUUUCAAGUGAAGAGCAACUUGAUGCCCAUAAGGAGGCGGCAAAGAAUCGUCCGCACUCUUGUUCACUCUGCUGCCGUAGCUACUGGACCGAAGCUCAGCUACGGCAGCAUCUCGUUUGGCACGACGAAGUACGGCGGCGUCUCCCGAAUGAACUUCGUUACCGCGCAAGCUUGGUGCCGCAAGCGAAAGCACCAUUAGCCACAGACAAUAAACUAAAAUGCCAGCAGUGCGGCAAAAUGUGUUUGUCUGCACAGGCGCUUGAGGAGCACCAGACCUUGCAUAAAAGUGACAAAUCUUACGGUUGCUCUCUUUGUCCGAAGACUUUUGUUGAGAUCAAAGAUCUCAUCGAUCACCACCAGAAGUGUUUGGGCGAUAAACAGUUAGAAGUCGCUCCUGUGCCUGCUUCUUCUGCAGACACAGAGGAUCUGGCUUGUAUCGAGUGUGGUGUCUCUUUCAGUCAGGAAUCAGACUUGCAUCAGCAUUACAUCGAUCAUGCACGGGGAGUGUUGUAA
Molecule: messenger RNA, 4323 nt
Organism: Trichomycterus rosablanca
Lineage: Eukaryota; Metazoa; Chordata; Actinopteri; Siluriformes; Trichomycteridae
Product: zinc finger protein 208
Exons: 3
Coding region: 1-4323 (1440 amino acids)
Biological process (GO): regulation of transcription by RNA polymerase II
Cellular component (GO): nucleus
Molecular function (GO): DNA-binding transcription activator activity, RNA polymerase II-specific; RNA polymerase II cis-regulatory region sequence-specific DNA binding
Source: RefSeq, a predicted model, not a curated record